AUGAAGGUCCUUGCUACUCUUUUUGCGAUUACAGCCACCUAUGUAUUGCCAUCGAUGGCGGAUGGUCCUGGUUUUAUUCUUGGGACAUGGUGGGACACGACGUACGGGCCUGCUGAUGGCUUAAAGGACAUCACCUUUCCUAUGUCUAUGGCCAAUGCCACGCAUGAGAGCGGGUACUAUUUCAUGCAAUCAUUCAUUUUCCAGGGCGUUGGUGGAACCGGCUACACGGGAUUACAGCCUAGACCUGAUUCAGGAUCUAGUAGCGUUGUCCAUGCUGUGUUUUCAAGCUUUGUGAAUGGAUCCACAACCGAUGAUGCUAAUUGCCAUGAUGGCGCUGAUUUUGGUCCUGGUGUGAGCUGCGCCGUUGACAUUAACGUGCCAUCCUACGAUCAUUUGUACCAUCUCGUUGUCGAAAAUACGGAAGGCACCAAAUGGAAAGGCACCCUCGUUGAUACCGUCACCAAUGAAGAAACCCAUAUUGGUUCUUAUACUCUACCCUCCAACGCAAAAGGAAUCGAUCACCACUUUAGAGGCGUUGUCGAGUAUUUCCCUUGGAAUGGAGGCCAAAAGACACUACCAUGCGACAAGUUGCCUUGGACACAGGCUUACUUUGGUCCACCAACAACAAACACACCAGGAGCAGGUGACGGUUGGCUUAUUCCCUUUGUGCAACAAAAUCCACAAUGCAACGACAAAGUCAAUUUUCACCAAACUGAAACCAGUGAUGGAGGGUAUAUUACCGAAUGUGGUUUCAAAUAA
Molecule: messenger RNA, 759 nt
Organism: Lichtheimia ornata
Lineage: Eukaryota; Fungi; Mucoromycota; Mucoromycetes; Mucorales; Lichtheimiaceae
Exons: 1
Coding region: 1-759 (252 amino acids)
Source: RefSeq, a predicted model, not a curated record